GGAUGCGAAUUUGAAAGCAGCCUCUUCCUCUCUCAGCCCCUCUGCGGCGCAUUGGCCACCGGGAAAACACCAGACGGUUACAGCCUUGGCGGCUUGGCCUCGCUCCACCCAUCCAUCGCCGCGCGCUCACACGAUGCUCCAACCCCAGAUCCUCGGACCCCCGCGCCUCUCCCUCGCCGACCCUGUCUCCACCGCCAUCAGCUGCAACUGUGGCGCCGCCCACGGCGGCGGCCGCAGCCGCCGCCGCGCGAAGCCCAAGCCAAUCGCAUUCCCGCCGAAGCCCGUGCGCCGCCUCGUUUCCACCUCCCUCCGCCGCCUUCUACCCCGACCGCGCCCCCUCACUGUCGUGCUCCCCGGCGGCGGCGGGUGGUUCAGGUUUGGUAGGAGGAGGAAGACGCCGGCCGAGGACCUCGCGGUGGUCGCGCUCUCCCUGGCGCUUGGCGGUGACAGGCUCGCGGCGCUCGCGGAGGCCUGGAACGCUUCCGGCCUGGGGCAGGCGCUCGGCGUCUGGGCCGAGGUAAUGGGGAGGGGGCGGAGGGCGCGACGCGGCGGACUCCGGCGGCUCGCUACGUUCCUGCUCGGGGUCGCGUUCUGCGCGCUCGUCUGCCACCUGAGGGGCGCCUCGCUCUUGAACGGGAUCCAGAAGUCCGGCGGCGGCCGGAAGUUGGUUCGGAUUUUUCUGCAUUGAUGAAUUUCUUCAUUAUUUCCUGUUGGUCUGCGUGAGAUGCGUUCAAGUUUGAACCAGUUGGAAUCGGGCGUCAAGAGUUUUGGACUCUUUUAUGCAGAUGGAUCGUCUUCCCGUUCUAGGGAUGCCGAUUUUGAUGGAUGAGGCUUCUCUAACGUGGUCCCUGGCCACCAAAGUUAAAUGCCGAUUUCCUGUUGUAGCUUGUUCUUGGGGGCAGAACUUGUAUAAUUGCACUGAAUGACAGUGUGGGACGGAAACUAAAUUUGUGCUUUUAUUAUCUGCAAGAUGACGCAUCAUUCUGAUUUC
This is a messenger RNA of Panicum virgatum (switchgrass), 991 nucleotides long. RefSeq lists its product as uncharacterized. The coding region runs from base 134 to 688 and encodes 184 amino acids. The record is from RefSeq and is a predicted model, not a curated record. The transcript has a single exon. NCBI's taxonomy places the organism in Eukaryota, Viridiplantae, Streptophyta, Magnoliopsida, Poales, Poaceae.